CGCCGCCAAACGCUCCUUUUGCAGAUUCCCCGUCCGCUGAGCACAGCAGCCCCGCGACGUCCCGGGCGGGAUGCCAGGCGCCGGACGAGAAGGAGCUGCUCGGCCAAGUGCGGAAGGCCAUUGAGUCCAAACUGAAGCUGUCGCUGGGCGAGGACUUGGGCGAGGCCCUGGCAGACGGGGUCGUCCUCUGCCAGCUGGCGAACCGUCUGUGCCCGCGCGCUGUGCCCUUCAUCCACGUGCCCUCGCCGGCUGUGCCGAAGCUGAACGCCGCCCAAAGCCGCAAGAAUCUCCAGAGCUUCCUGGCCGCCUGCCGCCGGCUGGGCGUCCCCGAGGUGUCUCUCUGUGGCGGCCCCGAGAUUGCCCUCCUCCUCCAAGGCCACCUCCGCGGCUUCCUCGGCCUGCUGGAGGCCCUGCUGCCGCUGCUGCGCCCGGCGGCGGGGUCGCCCUUCUCGGCCCACCUCGCCGGCUUUGGCGUCUUCUAUGCCUGCGUCAUGUUGCUGUUGUACUUUGCCUAUUGCCAGCUGUGUGGCUUCUUCUGCUGCUACUGUUGCUGAAGCGCUCGGAUGGCGGCCGACACCUGACGCCAGGAGCGCCCGGCUCCCUGGAGCCCCCCGCGUUCAGCCGGCGGGGUCCCCGACGGAGACGCCGGCGCCCUCCCUUGCCUCACCGUGUUUUUUUGCAAAACUAGCGUCCCGGCUCCGCUCCCCCAAAAAGGCCUCCGUCCGUCGACGGGCGGCCAAGCGGGGUGGCGGGCCGACUCUGAGGGCUCCUUUUU
Messenger RNA from Pseudonaja textilis, 775 nucleotides. Lineage: Eukaryota; Metazoa; Chordata; Lepidosauria; Squamata; Elapidae. The record is from RefSeq and is a predicted model, not a curated record.